AUGCCUUUAAAGAUUGACUGUGCUUGGGCAAGAGUGUUUCUUAGAGAAACUAAAAGUUUAAGCAAAACUGAAGGGAUUCCCGGUGAAGGAAAUGCAAAGUUUACUGCUAGAUUGCUGCAAGAUAGAUUUAAAAUCUUUAAUGAACAUUUUCAAGAAUACCCUGGGCUACACAUAAAAUGGGAAGACUUCAUCCGGCAUUAGAGAACCAUUGAUGAUAAAUUUCACAACUGGAGAAGCAAACCGAAAAAGAAGCAUACCUAACAGCAUUUUCCUCAAAGAAUUGGAAUGAGGGCAAAGUAAUAAGUAAAAAAGGGAAAAAAGAUUACUCGUUGACCAGCUGCCAGGCCUGUCUUUUAUUCAACUCUCAAUUACAAUCUACCUUCCUUUUAAGUAAGUUUUGCAGAGGGGCUAGGAAGGGACCUCUGACUGAACUUAACACAAAUGUCAAGAGACAAUGUCAGAGAGAACCUAAGGUCACAAAAAGGAAAUUAAAAAGCAUUGGAGAAGCAACAUAUGCCACUUACAAUGAAAAAUGCCAGGAAAACUUUCAAAAAUCACUUAGUGACAUUCUAGUGCUUGUCCCUGAAGCUGGUCUUCAAAAGAAUUCUUCACCUGCCGAAGAGAAAAAAAUAAGGAGAAAUGAGCAAAGGCAAUCAAAAAAAGAACUAGAGUCCAAAAUGUCACAAAAUGACGGUGCUGUUCACCUUAGUCUUCGUCAGUCUUACAGUUCAAGACAAGUCCAAAGAAUGGCCCUGUCCUAUGAAACCUUUGAAGAGGCCAAGGAGAGAGCAAAAACGACCCCACCAAAGGUCAGGGAAUGA
Messenger RNA from Pocillopora meandrina, 821 nucleotides. NCBI's taxonomy places the organism in Eukaryota, Metazoa, Cnidaria, Anthozoa, Scleractinia, Pocilloporidae. The record is from the annotation of a GenBank genome assembly.